Messenger RNA from Kogia breviceps (pygmy sperm whale), 3780 nucleotides. It is a transcript of the gene AGAP2, whose product is annotated as ArfGAP with GTPase domain, ankyrin repeat and PH domain 2. Gene Ontology annotation, molecular function: GTPase activator activity; protein binding; GTPase activity. Gene Ontology annotation, cellular component: nucleus. The record is from RefSeq and is a predicted model, not a curated record. NCBI's taxonomy places the organism in Eukaryota, Metazoa, Chordata, Mammalia, Artiodactyla, Physeteridae. Gene Ontology annotation, biological process: activation of GTPase activity; negative regulation of neuron apoptotic process.
AUGAGCCGGGGCGCGGGCGCGCUUCAGCGCCGGACAACGACCUACCUCAUCUCGCUGACCCUGGUCAAGCUCGAGUCGGUGCCUCCGCCGCCGCCUUCUCCGUCUGCGGCCGCAGCUGGUGCCCCGGGGACCAGAGGUACCGAGACCGGGGAUCCUGGUAGCCCCCGAGGCGCGGAGGAGCCGGGCAAGAAGCGGCACGAGCGUCUCUUCCACCGGCAGGAUGCGCUGUGGGUCAGCACGAGCAGCGCGGGCGCCGGGGGCGCCGAGCUCCCCGCCCUGUCCCCGGCUCCGGCCAGUCCGGCCCGCCCCGUCUCCCCGGCUCCCGGCCGCCGCCUCUCCCUCUGGGCCGCCCCUCCCGGGCCCUCACUCUCCGGGGGGUUGAGUCCCGACCCCAAGCCUGGGGGCGCCCCCACCUCCUCCCGGCGCCCCCUGCUCAGCAGCCCGAGCUGGGGGGGUCCGGAACCCGAAGGCCGGGCGGGCGGCGUCGUCCCCGGUUCUUCCUCCCCGCACCCCGGCACCGGCAGCCGGAGGCUCAAGGUGGCGCCUCCUCCGCCGGCUCCCAAGCCUUGCAAGACCGUGACCACCAGUGGCGCCAAAGCCGGCGGGAGCAAGGGCGCCGGUAGCCGCCUGUCAUGGCCCGAAAGCGAGGGCAAGCCCAGGGUCAAGGGGUCAAAGAGCAGCACCGGGACUGGAGCUUCUGCCGCUGCUGCUGCCGUCACCGCCGCCGCCGCCGCCGCCGCCGGGGGAGGGGAAGCGGCAGCCACGACCGCCGGUGGGGUCGGGGCUGGGCCCGGAGCCCGAGGGAAGUUGUCCCCUCGGAAAGGCAAGAGUAAGACCUUGGACAACAGUGACUUGCACCCGGGACCGCCUGCUGGCUCUCCUCCUCCGCUAACCGUCCCAGCAACCCUGGCUCCAGCCGCUGCUGUCACCGCCGCCUCCGCGCUGCCCACUGGGCCUGCACCUCCAAUCACUCUGGAGCCUCCAGCUCCGGGGCUGAAACGGGGCCGGGAGGGGGGCCGAGCAUCCACUCGAGAUCGCAAGAUGCUCAAGUUUAUCAGCGGCAUCUUUACCAAGAGCACAGGGGGGCCUCCUGGCUCCGGACCUCCUCCCGGACCCCCAGUCCUGUCUUCUGGCAGCGGGUCUAGGGAGCUGCUGGGUGCAGAGCUCCGCGCUUCCCCUAAGGCUGUGGUCAAUAGCCAGGAAUGGACUUUGAGCCGCUCCAUUCCUGAACUGCGCCUGGGUGUGCUGGGUGAUGCCAGGAGUGGGAAGUCAUCGCUCAUCCAUCGAUUCCUGACCGGUUCAUACCAGGUGCUGGAGAAGACAGAGAGUGAGCAGCACAAGAAAGAAAUGUUGGUGGAUGGACAGACUCAUCUGGUGUUGAUCCGAGAGGAAGCUGGGGCACCUGAUACCAAGUUCUCAGGCUGGGCAGAUGCUGUGAUCUUCGUCUUCAGCCUGGAGGAUGAGAACAGUUUCCAGGCCGUGAGCCGUCUUCAUGGGCAGCUGAGCUCCCUUCGGGGGGAGGGACGAGGAGGCCUGGCCCUGGCAUUGGUGGGGACACAAGACCGGAUCAGUGCUUCCUCCCCUCGGGUUGUGGGCGAUGCUCGUGCCAGGGCUCUGUGUGCCGACAUGAAGCGCUGCAGCUACUAUGAGACUUGUGCAACCUAUGGGCUCAAUGUGGACCGGGUCUUCCAAGAGGUGGCCCAGAAGGUGGUGACCUUGCGCAAACAGCAGCAGCUUCUGGCCGCCUGCAAGUCCCUGCCCAGCUCCCCAAGCCACUCAGCUGCUUCCACUCCUGUAGCUGGGCAGGCUAGUAACGGGGGCCACACUAGCGAUUACUCUUCUUCCCUCCCAUCCUCACCCAAUGUUGGUCACCGGGAGCUCCGAGCUGAGGCAGCUGCCGUGGCUGGAUUGAGCACCCCAGGGUCCCUGCACCGGGCAGCCAAGCGCAGGACCAGCCUUUUUGCGAAUCGUCGGGGCAGCGACUCUGAGAAGCGGAGCUUGGACAGUCGGGGAGAGACGACGGGGAGUGGGCGAGCCAUCCCCAUCAAACAGAGCUUCCUACUAAAGCGAAGUGGCAACUCCUUGAACAAAGAAUGGAAGAAGAAAUAUGUGACCCUGUCCAGUAAUGGCUUCCUACUCUACCAUCCCAGCAUUAAUGAUUACAUCCACAGUACCCAUGGCAAGGAGAUGGACUUGCUACGAACAACAGUCAAAGUCCCCGGCAAGCGGCCGCCACGGGCCAUCUCUGCUUUUGGCCCCUCAGCCAGCAUCAAUGGGCUGGUGAAGGACAUGAGCACUGUCCAGAUGGGGGAAGGCCCUGAAGCCACCACUCCUACCCCAAGCCCGAGCCCCAGCCCCAGUUCCCUGCAGCCACCACCAGACCAGACAUCUAAGCACCUGCUGAAGCCAGACCGGAAUUUGGCCCGAGCCCUCAGCACUGACUGUACCCCAUCUGGAGACCUGAGCCCCCUGAGUCGGGAACCCCCUCCUUCUCCCAUGGUGAAGAAGCAGAGGAGGAAAAAGUUGACAACACCAUCUAAAACUGAAGGCUCGGCUGGGCAGGCUGAAGCCAAGCGCAAAAUGUGGAAACUAAAAUCCUUUGGUAGUUUAAGAAAUAUUUAUAAAGCAGAGGAAAACUUCGAGUUCCUGAUCGUGUCCAGCACUGGUCAGACGUGGCACUUUGAGGCAGCCAGUUUUGAGGAGCGGGACGCCUGGGUUCAGGCCAUCGAAAGUCAGAUCCUAGCCAGUCUGCAAUGCUGUGAGAGCAGCAAGGUCAAGCUGCGCACAGAUAGCCAAAGCGAAGCCGUGGCCAUCCAGGCGAUCCGGAACGCCAAGGGGAACUCUAUCUGCGUGGACUGCGGGGCCCCCAACCCCACGUGGGCCAGCCUGAACUUGGGCGCACUUAUCUGCAUCGAGUGUUCUGGCAUUCACCGGAACCUGGGCACACACCUGUCCCGCGUUCGCUCGCUCGACUUGGACGACUGGCCGCGGGAGCUGACCCUGGUGCUGACAGCCAUUGGCAACGACAUGGCCAAUCGCGUGUGGGAGAGUGACACGCGGGGCCGUGCCAAGCCCACGCGGGACUCUUCGCGGGAGGAGCGUGAGUCAUGGAUUCGCGCCAAGUACGAGCAGCUGCUGUUCCUGGCGCCGCUGGGCACUUCCGAGGAGCCGCUGGGCUGCCAGCUGUGGGCCGCGGUGCAGGCCCAGGACGUGGCCGCCGUUCUCCUGCUUCUGGCCCAUGCGCGACACGGGCCGCUCGACACCAGCCCAGAGGACCCGCAGCUUCGCUCCCCACUUCACCUGGCGGCCGAGCUCGCCCACGUCGUCAUCACGCAACUGCUGCUAUGGUACGGCGCCGACGUGUCCGCCCGCGACGCGCAGGGCCGUACGGCGCUGUUCUACGCCCGCCAGGCUGGCAGCCAGUUGUGCGCCGACAUCCUUCUCCAGCACGGCUGCCCGGCUGAGGGCGGCAGCACAGCCACCACCCCCAGCGCGGCCACCACCCCCAGCAUUACCGCCUCGCCCAGCCCCCGUCGCCGGAGCAGCGCCGCCAGCGUGGGCCGAGCCGACGCCCCUGUCGCGCUGGUAUAGUUGCGCCGCCGGAGAGACACCCCCUACCCCACCACGGGCUGGGCACGACCACACUGGGUGGACCGCUGGACAGAUGCACCCACUUACCUCUCCAAUCCGCACCCCGUCCCAUGGGAGCACUUCUUACCCCCCCCCCCACAGGAGGGCACAGCCCCCACGCCUCCCAGAAGACACAAACUCACCUCCCUC